AUGCAGUGCCAGGGCAAGCGCAUCCUGGCAGCCAUGGUUUCACAGAAGCUCGGGAUCAUCUUCCAGCAGAUCGCCUUGAGCGCUGGCUAUCGCACUGGGGCGGCGCACAUCUUCAAUGACAUCAUGGAGCAGAUCCCGCCGGACGUCGCAGCUGAGAUCAACAGGAUGAUGCCAGACGACAAGAUGGAGCCGCCGCAGCGGCGCAAAAAGUUCGAGGACAUGUGGGAGUUCAUGAAGACCAACAUGGAGAGGGUCUUGCCAGACGACCGCGUCAUGAAGGACAUCCAGACAGGCCACGCAGCGCCACCGUUCGUGCAGCAUUUCCCGAAUGACGAUUUCACGGAGCCGCUCACCAUCCAUGUUUCGGGUACCGAGUGUUACGCAUUUGCGUUCAUGGGCUCAGGUGCCAAGACGUCCCACGACAACUUCGCGACCUUCCUCAUGUGGUGUUUGAGCAUCCUUCGCACCAGGCCGCUCGUUGUCAUCCACGAGAUCACCGAGUUGCACCCAGAGGGCAUACUAGAGUACUUCUUCAAGGACACGUACACCAUUGCCGUCUUCAGGGUUUCGCCGUGGACGUUCGGCCUGCCAGUGCGACGGCCGAGGAAGUACACAGCCAUGCUGCGGAAAGACGUCUUCGAGUGGUUGGGGUCGCCAGAAGAGUUCGAGCUGCUGUACAGCAAGAAGGUCGUGAUGAAGUCCGAGGAUCUUUUCUGCGCCCCAGACGCGCAACAGCAGGCCGAGUGGUCGGAGAUCGCGAAGCAGAAGAGCAAGGUGCCCAUGGAUGAGUCUUCGAGGUACGACUCCCUGAAGUUGCUGACACCAAGUCAGAGCCGUCGCGCGAAUGAGCAGGUCAGUGAUGCUGAACGCCAGUAUGGCCCAGGCGUCGUGGCAGACAUCAACCAGGAACUUGGGUUUUCCUGCCCUGGCCCGUUCGUGCCUCCGCUGCUGCACGGUUCGAUCAUGUACCACAGCGGCUUACAGCGGACAGCUAUUGCUGCGGAGCACCUCGUCAUGCAAGGGAUUCCAGCGUUUCCUUUUCUUUGCGACGACCAGCCUGACUGCAACUGGCCCGACCUUUUGAAGAUGAACGUGAUUUCGACCAGCGACAUCAGGAAGCUAGCUGGCCUGGCCAUGCAUGCCCAAUGCCCGGGCGAAGUGGUCGGGUACGUGCUGAGCCGGGCGGUCCAGCGUAGCACCUUGAGCUUGGAUUACCGCAGGGUGAAUUCUUCUUUGAGUUGCGAUGCGUCCGAGCAGAGCGACCACGACAUCGAGGUUUCUGAGGUCACGCAGGGCCAGGCCGACGACAUUGAGGUCUCCGAGGUCGCAGAGGGCCAGGGCGACGACAUUGAAGUCUCGGAGGUCACAGGGGGCCAGGAGGUUCUCCCUACUAUUUGGUAUCCCGAGGACGCCUUCAUCGCGAGCGCCGGCGCGGAGGCGGGCGACGAUAUCGAUGGCAGUGACAGCGACUAG
Prorocentrum cordatum is the source of this 1473-nucleotide messenger RNA. The record is from the annotation of a GenBank genome assembly. Lineage: Eukaryota; Dinophyceae; Prorocentrales; Prorocentraceae.